AUGGAGGCCGUGUUUACCGGUAUUGACCGCUCUCACUCUCCUCGUCUGGCUCGACUCCUCCACUCCCUCCUCUACAACGUGCAGACAUUCAGCGGGCAGCAGGGCAUCUCGACGCCGACGUCCUCCAUCGACGACGCCGCGCAGGUCCGUCGCCGACUCGACCGCCGGUCUAGCGUACGUUUUUGUGCUGUCGUCGUGGAUCAGACCGGUGAUCAGACUGAAACUGUUGGCAUGCAGAGAGACUCGUCGUUCUACUCCCGCGCCGGCUCGACGAGGGAGAGCCCGGUGAUCCUGCCGCCGACGGCAGCGGUGGGCAGGGAGCAGCCGAUCGCCCGCGCCACCUCGUGCAGGGCCAUGGCGGCGGCGGUGGCGGCUUCCACGGCCCGAGCCGCGUGCAACCCAUCGUCCAGUGCCGUGCCGGACCACUUCAACCUGCUCAACUCCGCGCGGGCGCCGGCGGCUGCUCCGCACCUGGACCCGUCGCGCGCUACCACGUCGUCCCUGGACGAGGCGUCCGUGUCCGUGAGCAACGCGAGCGACCUUGAGGCCACGGAGUGGGUGGAGCAGGACGAGCCCGGCGUGUCCAUCACCAUCCGCGAGUUCGGCGACGGCACCAGCGAGCUCCGCCGCGUCCGAUUCAGGCAAGUCCAUGGCCACUAG
Molecule: messenger RNA, 660 nt
Organism: Miscanthus lutarioriparius
Lineage: Eukaryota; Viridiplantae; Streptophyta; Magnoliopsida; Poales; Poaceae
Source: the annotation of a GenBank genome assembly